AACAAACAUUGACAAGGCCGGGGGAGAGGUCAAAAAUCAAGAAAUUAGUGUAACGUGUUACCCCUAGCUAAGUAUAAAAAGAUUUAGUUGAAAUAACAAUAAUCACUAACCAGCAAAAAUCGUACGGGACACAAUAGCGUUAAACUCCAUAAGUACUGCGUACAAAGUGAUAGGUAUCUGUCGAAUAGCAUAAUAAAUUUCGUUUGUGUCUGAUAUCCACACCACACGGUUAUCUUUUAAUAUAUAUUAUCGGAAAUGAUGUAAGUGCUCCUGCCCAUUCCUUUUUUACUGGUUUACAUAUCGGAAAACAUUAUAAUACACUGCCCAAAAAAUGGCCCUCGAAGAUUAAUUGCUUAUUGUCAAAAAAUGAGCCUAAUAUUUCUGAUAUACAAUUUUUGUUAUUUACCCCGGACAAUAAGAAUCAGCCUGAACUAGUAACUUACGAAAAUUUGUAUAAGUGCCAAUUUUUUAAUCCUGCGAGGACAACCAAAAUAAUUAUUCAUGGAUAUUCACAGUCUUGCACAUGUGAAAAAAUUGUGGGAAUGAAAAAUGCUUAUUUAAAAAAGGGGCCCUACAAUAUUAUAUUGUUGAAUUGGAAAAGUCUUGCUGCUUCUCCAUGUUAUUUAAACGCUUUAAACUACACUAUUUACAUAGGUCACUUAUUGGGGACGUUUUUGCAACAUUUCUUAUUAGACAGGGUGCAUUUAAUAGGAUUCAGUUUAGGAGCUCAUAUUGCAGGAAUAGCUGGACAAUUGUAUGAAGGACAAAUACUGAGAAUUACUGGUUUAGAUCCAGCUAACCCUUGGCCACUAGUAAAAGCUCAUAAUUACCCGCAAUCUGAAAAACUGGAUAAAGGAGACGCCCUUAAUGUGGAUAUAAUUCAUACAUCACAUUUGGGCUACGUCACCCCUCAAGGGGAUGCAGACUUUUAUGUCAACAGACUAAAGAGGCAACCUGGAUGUUCACAUGCCAAUAUGAGAUGUUAUCACAAAAGAAGCUUAGAUUAUUUCGCUGAGUCUAUUUUAUCUUAUGAAAAAUUCAAAACAAUGGAAUGCGAAUCUUUUGGAGAAUAUAGAAAAGGAAAUUGUACAAAUGAAACUGAUGUUUAUAUGGGCGAGUCGUGGCCACAAAGUGGUGGAAAACGUGGCAUUUUCUGUAUUAAUUUGAACGAAACAGCUGUCGAUUCUUAUUUGGAAGAAGAAGUCGAAUGUGAAUUUUAAAUUAUCUAUAAAACAGUAUGUACAGUUAAUAGUUGGUCAUAUAAAUAUAUGAAAAAAUUU
Agrilus planipennis (emerald ash borer) is the source of this 1280-nucleotide messenger RNA. RefSeq names its product lipase member H-like. The transcript has 7 exons. NCBI's taxonomy places the organism in Eukaryota, Metazoa, Arthropoda, Insecta, Coleoptera, Buprestidae. The coding region runs from base 543 to 1220 and encodes 225 amino acids. The record is from RefSeq and is a predicted model, not a curated record. Gene Ontology annotation, molecular function: lipase activity.